GACUUGAUAUCCCUCAUUCUCUACAUACACGACAAUGCAAUGAUGAGCUUUUCGAAGGGCAACGAAACAGCUACCGUUCGCACGGGCAGCGGCAUCCGCCAAGGUCAAAGCGCACUGCAUGGCUACGGUUGGAAACGAGGAGCUGGCCAGAGCGGCCGAAGAGCGAAGCCCGCCCAGACCACUCCGACCUCGACAGUGGCUCCCAGUCAGGCGUCGACGGACAUGGCUUUGGACCGCAGCUCGAAGAGAGAGGGGGACGCAGUGACGGGCCCGGAGGAGGGGCGAGCCAAGUGGCAACGCGGACAAGGCAAGGGAACGCAGCGCCCAAAAGGCAAACGGAGCCAGCAGCAGUCUUGGUGGGAAAAGGACCGAGGCCAAAGAGGCUACAGCAAGUCAAACGAGGACUUGAAGAAUGUAGUCAAGGCUCUAGGCCGCCUAGUGCUCCGCCAGGAGGACAGCCUUUCGGUGAUGCAGCUCGAUUGCCAGUUCGUCAUUUUUAUGAAGAACAAGCCGGACACAGAUCAGGCGGUCAAUUGGAGCAUCACGAAUCAGCUUUUGUCGGUCGGCAACCACUGGUGGGAGCGGAAGGCUCAGGGCCCGAAAGCCUUAAGGCAGCCCUUGCGCACAGUCCUGUUCAGCUCCUGGCUGACUGCAAUCAAGUACCGGAUCAACGAGUUCACCAGCAACCCUUCUGUCAAGGAUCAGGAUCCCCUGACUGUAGCGGACACCCUCCAGACCCUCGAUCAGCUGCAGAAGAUCAUCAUCCAUCCCAACGUGAUUGGCCGCUUCCACCCACUGAGGAAGCUUACAGAGGGAAUGGUGUCAGAUGUGAUCCCCUGGACUCUAGAGAUCCAGAACCGAACGCAGGAAGCCCAAGCCGCUUACACGCUGAUUGGGAGGUUGGUUCGCAACGGGUGUACUCACCUGGCAGCCUCAACCCUGAGACCUUCCAAGCUGGGACGAUCUCCGCUGGCUAUCGCGGUGGACAAGAUGCAUCAUGACCCGGCAGCCUUCUUGCACUACCUUCAGCCUCUGAUUUUCACGGCAGGUUUCGGCAAGCGGACACGCGUGGCCGAUAUCACUCCCUGCCGUCCUGUUCACGGGCUGAGCAAGUUAUCGCCUGUGCUGGCCUUGCGCAUACACCGUUUCUCUGAAGCCAUAGCGGCGACGUGCUGUGCAACCAUACUGCCCAUUGAGCACUUCCGUUUUCGCAUACUGGAAGAGAUUUCCGAAUACUUGGCGGAGAUUGGAUCUUCUGGUGAGAACGCACGAGUCAUCAAUACUCUGGCUCUUGAUUUCACGAGGAAUCUUACAGGAGCGGACCUGCUGGCGUUUACACGUGAAGUGUUACCGUAUCCGAACGCUAGACAAGUGGAGGCGCGUCUGGCACUGGAAUAUCCCUUGCUGCACGCUUCCAUCCUGGCCUCGAUUUCGGCAUGGAGGCCAUUUGUCGAAGAGUUUUCUGGUCGAAAUGACGAGUACCAUGACGCAUAUUGGGACUCGCUGGACUUCGAGAAGGAAAAGCAUGUCACGUCAGUUAGCUACGAACUGCUCAGGCUGCAGCUCCAUGAGCAAACAGGCGAGGAGACAGCUGAACUUCUGCUACAAAGCAGCUUCGAAACAUUAUCUGGCUUCAAUGAGAAAUUGCGUCUGCUGUUUCGACUUAUGCAGCAGCCGCUCCAAAAAUCGAAGAUACUGGAGUACGCGAAGCUGGGCAAAACAUCUUCGCCUCCCACCAGCACAAUGGAGAUCGAGCGUGCAGUGCAAAGUCUUUCCAGCAAGAAAGCUCUUCCGAAAGGACAAGCGCCAGCCGGAUUUGCCGAUGACUUGCAUAUGCAUUGGGUUCUGGAUGAACCACGCCAUUUUCGCAACGCCUGUGCUCAAGUAGGCUACAUCCUGGCAGAUCUCACAGAAAUGGGAAUGCAG
Symbiodinium pilosum is the source of this 1926-nucleotide messenger RNA. The record is from the annotation of a GenBank genome assembly. Lineage: Eukaryota; Dinophyceae; Suessiales; Symbiodiniaceae.